AUGGAAGCCAUGGGAGAAAAGAGUGAUGAGAAAAAGGAGAGAGGGAAGAAUUGGUCGCUUAUCGAGAAGAAGUUGUUGGUCGAUCUUGUAUUCAAUGCAUUAAGAAUCACUCGGGGAAUAUUGAAGGAGAGUGGUUUCACAAAUAAAUUUAAUAAUCGCAUUUGGGAAGUAAUAACUACAAAUAUCAAUGCUCUUGGGUUAGCAGUGCGAAAAGUUAAUGCUGUAAAGGACAAGUGGAAGCAGCUUCUCUCCAAAUCGAGGAAAGAGUUUGCUGAGCGCCGCACCCACACUGGUGGUACUGGAAAAGGUUCUAGGCGCCGCCCUGCAGACCCCGUCUCUGAAAGAAUAAUAGCGAGAUUAGAGCGGGAUGCCAGUCUCAAGAGCAUUGAAGGCGGGUUCGAGUCACCUGACGGCCAGCCGCAAAUGACGUUCUAA
Molecule: messenger RNA, 435 nt
Organism: Lineus longissimus
Lineage: Eukaryota; Metazoa; Nemertea; Pilidiophora; Heteronemertea; Lineidae
Exons: 1
Coding region: 1-435 (144 amino acids)
Cellular component (GO): nucleus
Source: RefSeq, a predicted model, not a curated record